AUGUCUUCCCCAAUUUCCAGCAAACGCAAGCGCGCCAAUUCCCAACACUUGUCAACAGCAGAUAUCGCCAAAUCAUCCACCACCGAUCUUCAACAACCAUCGUCACGCGAUGCCUCGGGCGAAGAAGGCGACGAUUCGACUGGUCCGGCCAUCCCGCCAGUUGUCAAGGCCACUACCAGCAACCACCCGUCAAAACGGGCUCGAAAAGCUUCAGUGAGCGAGGCACGAAAUGUUUCAUCUAAUGGUGACGCCGGAAAAGACUCUUCAAUUAGCAAAGAGGAUCCGGGUGAACCAUCUGAGACUACACCGGCAAGCAGUGACAUCGAGGGCCACAUCAGAGAUCGACCGGACCUGCACGUGGACACCGUUCGUGAGCAGGAGUUAAUGAAGCCUCCCGUCCUCGGUCAAGUACAGGAUCCUGCUGGUGGAUAUAAGACCAACCCGCCUCCAGAGGACCGUCCGGUUCGGGUGUAUGCAGAUGGUGUGUUUGAUCUGUUCCAUGUGGGUCAUAUGCGGCAACUCGAACAGGCUAAAAAGGCUUUCCCGGAUGUGUAUCUUAUAGUUGGUGUUACUGGAGACGACGAGACUCACCUGCGGAAAGGUCUCACGGUUUUGAGCGGGGCGGAGCGGGCGGAAAGUGUUCGACACUGUAAAUGGGUUGAUGAGGUCUACCCUAACUGCCCGUGGAUUGUCACCCCAGACUUCAUCGAUGAACAUCAAAUCGACUACGUUGCACACGACGACUUGCCGUAUGGAGCCGCGGAAGGAGACGAUAUUUAUGCUCCUAUCAAGGCACAAGGGAAGUUCCUCGUUACUCAGCGGACAGAGGGUGUCAGCACAACUGGUGUUAUCACGAGAAUCGUCCGCGACUACGACCGUUAUAUCUCGCGGCAAUUCAAGCGUGGAGCGUCCAGACAGGAGUUGAACGUGUCGUGGUUGAAGAAGAACGAAUUGGAAAUCAAGCGACAUGUCUCAGAGCUCCGGGACAGCAUCAUGACCAAUUGGACAAACACUGGCCAGGAGCUGAGCCGGGAGUUGCGGCAACUGUGGAAUUCGCGGCCCAACAGCCCGGCUCCAAGUGCAAGGAACAGUAUGGACUUUGGAAGCCCACGCGGCGUCGUCAGCCCUACAGGCGGCAGCAAGUCACAUGUUUCUCGCGUCGAAGCCUUGGGUCGCCCAGAAAGCAUCAAUGGGAGGGGAGAGCCAGACUUCGCAACAGGUUACAGCUUGGGGCUGAUCGGAGGGGUUAGGGCAUGGAUGCGUAGUCGCCGAUCUCUCGUUGAAAGCCGAGCCCAGUCGCCAACCAGCGAAGAAGAACACGAAUCUGAGCAGGAGCGCAUCAAUGGCUUCACAGGGCCAGCCCAUCAAAGAGAGUAA
Messenger RNA from Aspergillus puulaauensis, 1377 nucleotides. RefSeq names its product choline-phosphate cytidylyltransferase. The record is from RefSeq and is a predicted model, not a curated record. Bases 1 to 1377 code for a protein of 458 amino acids. Lineage: Eukaryota; Fungi; Ascomycota; Eurotiomycetes; Eurotiales; Aspergillaceae. Gene Ontology annotation, cellular component: nuclear envelope. Gene Ontology annotation, molecular function: phosphatidylcholine binding; choline-phosphate cytidylyltransferase activity. The transcript has 4 exons. Gene Ontology annotation, biological process: CDP-choline pathway.